AUGACUGAUACUAUACCAAAGUUAAAGUUUAAUAUUGAUAGAGGUGGUACUUUCACAGAUAUCUAUGCAGAAUCACCGGUGGCACCAUACUACUUCAUCGAGAAGCUACUCUCUGUAGACCCAGAGAACUACAGUGAUGCACCACGUGAAGGUAUCAGAAGAAUUCUUGAGAGAGCAACUAAUAAAUCGAUUGAUAAGAACAAUGUUGAUACUACUCAUAUAAAGUCAAUUAGAAUGGGUACUACCAUUGGUACCAAUGCUUUGUUGGAGAGAAAAGGUGAACGUGUAUUACUUGUAAUUACCAAAGGAUUUAAAGAUCUAUUGCAAAUAGGCAACCAAGCAAGACCGAAUAUAUUCGAUUUGGAAAUACAUAGACCCGAUCUAAUCUAUGAAGAUGUUCUGGAAGUAGAUGAAAGAGUUUCUGUUUCAAGUCUUGCUGCCACAUCAGACACACCGACAAAAGACAACAUAGUUAUAUUGAAAUCACCGGAUCUACAAAAGAUUAAAGAUGAUUUAAUUGUAAGAGAACCGAUCAGAAUAGAUAGUGUAUCGAUUGUAUUUAUUCAUUCUUAUACAUUCUCUUUACAUGAAGAGUUGGUCGGUAAGCUGGCGAAGGAAGUAGGAUUCAGUCAGGUGUCGCUGUCCUCUCAGUUGAUGCCGAUGAUCAAAGUGAUUCCGCGUGGUGUCACCUCGUGUGUCGAUGCCUAUCUAACACCAAAAAUUCAGAAUUACAUAUCAAACUUUAUCUCUGGUUUCGAUGAGAAUAUCAAAGAUGUAGAUAUAUCGUUUAUGAUGUCGGACGGUGGUUUGUGUCCGGUCGACAGUUUCCGUGGAUUCCGAUCGAUUCUUUCGGGACCGGCGGGUGGCGUCGUCGGAUAUGCGCGUGCCACCUGGAGCGAGGAGAACAGACAACCGGUGAUUGGAUUCGAUAUGGGUGGAACUUCGACUGAUGUCUCGAGAUUCAGUGGUAGCCUCGAGCACAUCUUUGAAACAGAGAUAUCGGGACUCACCAUUCAGGCACCGCAACUCGACAUUACAACGGUGGCUGCCGGUGGUGGAUCGAAGCUAAAGUUUCAAUCGGGACUGUUCUCGGUCGGACCGGAAUCGGUCGGUGCUCAUCCCGGUCCGGUUUGCUAUCGUAAGCAAGGUGAGCUUGCUAUUACCGAUGCCAACUUGGUACUCGGUCGUCUCAUGCCAAGCUAUUUCCCAUCGAUAUUCGGUCCGACACAAGACCAACCUCUGGAUGCAGAAGCAUCGAUUAGAGCCAUGACCAAGCUGACAGAGGAUGUCAAUGCAUUCCAACAGUCACAAGGACUGCCAAACAUGACAGUCGACGAGGUAGCAUUUGGAUUCAUUCGUGUCGCCAACGAAGCAAUGUGUAGACCAAUUAGAAAUAUCACUGAAGCCAAGGGAUUCGAUGCAUCUCAUCAUAUUCUCUCGUGUUUUGGUGGUGCUGGAGGUCAACAUGCCUGUGCAAUCGCAAUGAACCUUGGAAUGCCAAAAGUAUUCAUACACAGAUUCUCUGGUAUUCUAUCAGCAUAUGGACUUGGUUUAGCUGAUUUAGUUGUUGAAAAACAAGAACCAUCGUCAUUGAUUUAUAAUAAAGAAAAUCUAUCAACUUUUGAAAAGAGAUUGGAUCUAUUGGUAGAUGAAGCAAAGAAGGAGCUGUUGGAAAAAGGUUUUUCAGAUGAUCAUAUUGUUAUUGAAAGAUAUUUGAACCUUAGAUUCUCUGGUACAGAUACUGCAAUGAUGAUUCAAGCUCCGACUGACAAUGACUAUGAAAAAGAAUUCAAAAGUAAUUACAAGAGAGAGUAUGGAUUCUUGAUUAUCGGUAGAGAUUUGUUGGUCGAUGAUAUUAGAGUGAGAGCAGCUGCCAAAGGUUCAACUUUGAAACCAAUCGCCAUUAAUGAUGCAGAGUCACCGGAAGCACCAAAAGCAAACCGAUUCAAUCAAGUCUAUUUCAACAAUUUAGGAAGAGUGAAUACGCCAGUGUAUCUGCUGACUGAGUUGUCUGGUGGACAUGUAAUUGCAGGUCCAUCUAUCAUCAUUGAUAACACCAGUACCAUUGUUGUUGAACCCGGUUGUAAAGCUACCAUUCUUCCAAACACCGGUAACAUUGAGAUUACCAUUGGAAGUGGUGCACCAAAGCAGGUAUCUACCACGCUGGAUCCAAUUACACUCUCUGUCUUCUCGCAUAGAUUCAUGAGUAUUGCAGAGCAGAUGGGACGUACUCUCCAGAGAACAUCGGUGUCCACCAACAUCAAAGAGAGAUUGGAUUUCUCGUGUGCUUUGUUUGGACCGGACGGAGGUCUGGUCGCCAACGCUCCACAUCUUCCAGUGCACUUGGGAUCGAUGCAAGAAGCUGUCAAAUGGCAAAUCGACCACUUGGCUAAAGAAUGGCACGAAGGCGAGGUAAUUCUUUCGAAUCAUCCACAAUCGGGUGGAAGUCAUCUGCCAGAUAUGACUGUGAUAACACCGGUCUAUCAUGAUGGUGCGCCUGUCUUUUACAUGGCAAGUCGUGGACAUCAUGCGGAUAUCGGUGGAAUUACACCGGGAUCGAUGCCACCAUUCUCAAAGAAUCUCGAAGAGGAAGGUGUAGCCAUUCGAUCAUUCAAACUGGUGAGAGACGGUUCAUUCCAAGAGGAUGAAAUCAAGAGAAUAUUUGCCAAGUCACGUAACUUGUCUGACAAUCUUUCCGAUUUGAAAGCACAGGUCGCCGCCAACAAAAAAGGUAUUUCUCUGAUGGAGGAAUUGAUUGGUUACUAUGGAUUGGAUGUAGUUCAUGCCUAUAUGCAUCAUGUACAAAGAAAUGCAGAGUUGGCUGUUAAAGAGAUGCUCUGUGAGAUCUCAUUGAAGCAUCAAUUGAAAGAAAAAGAUACACUAUAUGCCACAGACUUUAUGGAUGAUGGAACACCAAUCAAACUAGCACUGACCAUCGAUCGUAGUAAUGGAACCGCUUGUUUUGAUUUCAAUGGUACUGGAUGUGAAGUUUUCGGUAAUACAAACUCGCCACCCUCUGUUACGAAAUCUGCUAUUAUCUAUUCUUUGAGAUGUCUGGUGAGAAGAGACAUUCCUCUGAAUCAAGGUUGUCUCAAUCCAAUAACCAUCAACAUUCCACAGGGCACCAUUUUGUAUCCAUCGGAAGACGCUGCCGUGGUAGGAGGUAAUGUAUUGACUUCUCAGCGUGUUACCGAUGUAAUUCUACUUUCGUUUGGUGCAUGUGCAGCCAGUCAAGGAUGUAUGAACAACCUCACAUUUGGUGAUGAAUCCAUCGGUUACUACGAAACUAUCGGUGGUGGUAGCGGUGCUGGUCCACAUUGGAAUGGAACCUCCGGAGUACAGUGUCACAUGACCAACACCAGAGCAACAGAUGUAGAGAUCAUGGAGAAAAGAUAUCCAGUCAUAGUUAGACAAUUUGGAAUAAGAACAGGAUCCGGUGGUAAAGGUCAAUUCAACGGUGGAGAUGGUAUCAUUCGUGAAAUUGAAUUCCUAAAGAAUAUCUCUGUGAGUAUACUCUCAGAGAGAAGAUCAUUUGAACCAAGAGGACUAAAUGGUGGAUCGAAUGCACAACGCGGUAUAAACUAUGUCUAUAAGAAAGAUGGUAGAAUCAUUAGUUUAGGUGGAAAGAACUCUAUCAAUUUAACAAAUGGUGAUAGAUUAAGAAUAUUGACUCCUGGUGGUGGAGGUUAUGGAACACCAUCAAACAAAUAA
Heterostelium album PN500 is the source of this 3711-nucleotide messenger RNA. RefSeq lists its product as uncharacterized. Gene Ontology annotation, molecular function: 5-oxoprolinase (ATP-hydrolyzing) activity. Gene Ontology annotation, cellular component: cytosol. The record is from RefSeq and is a predicted model, not a curated record. NCBI's taxonomy places the organism in Eukaryota, Evosea, Eumycetozoa, Acytosteliales, Acytosteliaceae. The coding region runs from base 1 to 3711 and encodes 1236 amino acids. The transcript is spliced from 4 exons. Gene Ontology annotation, biological process: glutathione metabolic process.